This is a messenger RNA of Carassius gibelio (silver crucian carp), 1670 nucleotides long. Its product is annotated as BLOC-1-related complex subunit 8. Gene Ontology annotation, cellular component: BORC complex. The transcript is spliced from 6 exons. Lineage: Eukaryota; Metazoa; Chordata; Actinopteri; Cypriniformes; Cyprinidae. The record is from RefSeq and is a predicted model, not a curated record. The coding region runs from base 128 to 496 and encodes 122 amino acids.
UGGCUAGGAACUACUUAUUGGCCAAGUGUUUUCCUUCGGAUGAUGUUUUGGGAGCAAUCGUAGGGGAACAGCUACGCUUUCAUAAGGAAUUGUCUACAUUUAUAUCACUCAUUAAUAUUUAAUAAAGAUGGAGGACCAAGAAAUGCAAUUGAAAGUAAAAAGAGUGAGUGAUAAAUUCACCGAGAGCAUGUAUGUGUUGGCCAAUGAGCCGUCGAUAGCGCUUUACAGGUUACAAGAGCACGUGAGGAGAUCGCUGCCAGAGCUCGUACAACACAAGACAGACAUGCAGAGUUGGGAGGAACAAAGUCAGGGAGCAAUCUACACUGUUGAAUAUGCAUGCAGUGCGGUGAAAAGCAUGACAAAUAGUAGUCUCUAUUUCAAGAACAUAGACGGUCUGCUCAGGCAAGCCAUUUCACUGAAGGAACAGAUCGGCAGCUCGCAGGGUCGAAGUGCUGUGACCGAUACACCCACACACACUUCAGUCACACCACCUUGACUCGUGGAUAUCUUUCUCCAAGAAAAAGAGCUUUGGAUCCUGGCAUGCUUAAGGAUGGAGGAGAAAAGCAUAGCUCUGGGAUAUAAACUGAUGAAGACCUGAACGAUAUACUUUAUUCAAUUGGUGUCACCACUUCUGAUUGAUAAUGAUUGCUAUUUUAAAGUAUUGAAGCCCAUUUCCACAUCCAAUGUUAAAAAAGAAAAAGAAAAAAAGAAAUUCAUAUUGUGAGAUAAAGUCACUAUUGGGAGAUAUAAAGUUGAAGCCUGGACCAAAAAAACAAUCAUAAGUAGCACAGGUAUAUUUGUUGCAAUACCAAAAAAAAUAUUUUAUGGGUCAAAAUCAUUGGUUUUUCUUUUAAUUAAUUAAUAUUAAGUAAAGAUCAUGUUCCAUUAAGAUAUUUUGUGCAUUUUCUAUUAUAAGAAUAUCAAAAAUGUAUUAUCAUUAAUGAUAUGCAUUGCUAAGGACUUCAUUUGGACAACUGUAAAUGCGGUUUUCUUAAUAUUUAGAUUUUUUUUUGCACUCUCAGAUCACAGAUAUUCAAAUAGUUGUAUCUCGGGCAAAAAUUGUCCCAUCAUUACAAACCAUACAUCAAUGGAAAAAGGUUAUUUAUUCGACUUUCAGAUCUCACGUUCAUAAAAUUGACCCUUAUGACUUUUUUUGGUCCAUGGUUACCUAUUGCAAUUGCAAGACUUAGUGUAACUUUGUAAUAUGAAGUUAUGUUAUAAAAUGUAAAUACGCAAAUAGUAAAUUUAACAUUUCAAUUAGGGAAAAAAAUUGCAACUCCAAUAAAAAAUUUUUAUUGUGAAGUUUAAUGUCACACUGCAAUAUACAAAGUCACAUUAUGAGAUAUAAAUUCAAAAUUUAAGGCACAAUUGCAAGAAAUAAAGUCACGAUGACCACUUUUUUUCUUUAUUCUGAGGCAGAAAUGGGCUUCCAUAAUAAAUAGCCAUAAGUAAAAAAAAAAAAAAAAAAAAAAAAUGUUAAUAAAUAUUUGGUGUAAAAGAUGUAAGGAUGAACAUAUGAUAAUUAUAAGCUGCUUUAGGUGUUUUGGUUACAAUUUGUUCACAUUUUGAACAGUAUUUAGUUGUGUAAUGAGGAUAAUGUAACCAUGUUCUGUAAAUGUGUAUAUACUUACUCUAAUGAUUCAAGUUUUUAAAUAUAAUUCAUGAGAUGA